AUGCCACAACCUCUAUCCGCACGGCACUCGCAGCCGCGAACCCCCGAAGACUACGCAAUCGGAAUUAUAUGCGCUCUAGCGGUUGAGAAAGCAGCCUUUCAGGCAAUGCUCGAUGACGUCCACGAUCCCCUCCCGACCGUCGAAGGCGAUGAGAACAGCUACACAUUUGGUAGGAUCGGGGCCCAUAACGUCGUCGUUGCCUGCCUGCCCGCUGGUAUGAUGGGCAACAACUCAGCCGCAACGGUCGCGAAUGACAUGCUCCGCAGCUUUCCGAUAAAGAUUGGACUGAUGGUUGGGGUCGGCGGAGGCGUGUGGAGCAAUAAGGUGGAUAUGCGACUCGGGGACGUGGUAGUCAACCAGCCCGACGGAAAACACGGCGGGGUAGUGCAGUGGGACUUUGGGAAGAUAGAAAAAGGGGGUAUCUUCAAGCGAACGGGGUCACUCAACAAGCCACCACGGGUGCUGCUCAACGCGCUGCAAGACGUCAAGACAAAGCAUAUGAUAGAGGGUGAUAGUCUCGCCGAGCACCUGUCGCAAAUGGUGGCAAAUAAGCCUUUUAUGGCGCAAACCUUCGGAUAUCAAGGUGCUGAGUGCGAUCAGCUAUACCAAGCCGCUUACGAACACAUCGGCGGCGAGACAUGUGAGGAGUGCGAUCCAGACCAGGUGAUCGAGAGGCUCCCGCCUCGAACUAGCUCGGCUCCGAAGAUCUACUACGGCAACAUCGCUUCCGGCAACGAAGGAGUGAAGCAUGGCUUGACUCGAGACCGGAUAGCAGCGGAAGAAGGAAUAAUAUGCUUCGAGAUGGAAGCAGCUGGGCUAAUAGACAGUUUUCCUUGCCUCGUUAUCAGAGGUAUCUGUGACUACGCAGACUCGCAUAAGAACAAGAGAUGGCAACCGUACGCGGCUAGUGCCGCGGCGGCAUACGCGAAGGAGCUGCUGUUGGUGAUACCAACGGCAGAGGUGGCGAAGACACAGACAGCGGACGAGACGAUCAGGGCAGCGGAUAACUACGACUACCGUCUGGAAGGCGCGUCCAAGCCGGUUGCAAGGCUGAUGUUUUACAAUUAUGGGUCUGUUCGUGGGAAGAAUAUAUUGCAAAAUACGACCAUGUCUGGAAACUCGAACAGUUUGACCUUCAGUUAA
This is a messenger RNA of Fonsecaea erecta, 1143 nucleotides long. RefSeq lists its product as hypothetical. Gene Ontology annotation, biological process: nucleoside metabolic process. The record is from RefSeq and is a predicted model, not a curated record. Gene Ontology annotation, molecular function: catalytic activity. The transcript has a single exon. Lineage: Eukaryota; Fungi; Ascomycota; Eurotiomycetes; Chaetothyriales; Herpotrichiellaceae. The coding region runs from base 1 to 1143 and encodes 380 amino acids.